Molecule: messenger RNA, 1467 nt
Organism: Linepithema humile (Argentine ant)
Lineage: Eukaryota; Metazoa; Arthropoda; Insecta; Hymenoptera; Formicidae
Source: RefSeq, a predicted model, not a curated record
CAACGCUCGGCACAAGCUGCAGAUUUCAGUUCUCGCUGAAGCGGCAAACCAAUAAGAGUGUCUGAUCAUUCGUUGUAAGAUAGAAAACCAGGAGAAGAGACUAUAAAACUAAUUUUCAGUGGAAAUACUAAAAAGUGGAAAAGUAAGGCAGAUAAAGUUCAUCGUUAACUACACACCGACGAAAUGAGCAGAGUAAUAAAUAUAUUAAUGAGUGGUACUGCAAUUACGGCGGCCGUCAUAGUAGGAUAUAAAGUUAUCAAAUCUACAAUAAAAAAAAAUUUUCGCUCCGACAAACAAACAAGUGAAAAAGCAAAAAUUAAAAAAUGGUGCAAUGCUGAUAAAAAGUAUCCUACUUUACAAUCUUCAAAUUGGAGGAAAAUUGGCCAAGUAGUUGAUUUAGCGAUAUUUCCGGUGAAAUCGAGUAACAUAAGUUUGAAUUCUGAUUCAUUUGAAUUUCGUGAUUAUGGAAUGUGUAGACAGAAUUUCGGGACAUAUAUUUGGGACGGAAUGUUUGCAGUGUAUAACGAAACAAAAGGUAAAUUCGAAGAUAGCCGAAGAUAUCCUUUAUUGCGAUCAUUGUGUACACAGCUUACAAACCCUGGCGAAGUAACAUUUAGCAGCGACAGACUGUCCGAAGUAGUAACAUUGAAUAUAAAUCGAGAUCGCAAUCCUUUCAAUCAAAUCGUGAUGAAGACAUGGAAUGGAACUUUGAAAACGUUUUAUGGUUCAGAUCUACACGUUAAUACAUGGUUAAAAAACUGGAUAGAUGAUGACGAUGAGACAAAUGAGGAUGUAACUUUGGCUCAAAUGCAACCACGUAACGGGAGUUGGACAGAAAGAAUAAAAGACAAUUGGUUCCGCUUUGUUCAAGGGUACGAAGCUAUGGAAGAAGAUGAAACGGGAAAAUUCAUAACUUUACCACGAUUUGUACUGAUGACAUCAAAGACGCGUUUAGAGAUAGAUGGAAAGGUUAAACAUGUGGCGCCAAAUAUUAUAGUUGACACUGACGAUGAAUCGAUAAAUCCUUUUAUAGAGAAAACCUGGGAUUGGAUAAAAAUCGGUGACGAUGUAAUUCUCAGAAAGGUCAAACCAGUUCCAAGCGCUGAUGAAAGAAUCCAACAUAAGGGAAUUUAUUGUGCCUUAUGGUCUGGUGGGAACGUAAAGAUGAACGAUGAAGCAUAUAUUUACUAUUCUGAUAUAUAACACAAAUGUAAAAAGAAUAUUGUUUGAACAAAUACUGUUUCGUUGUCAUAAUAAGCGUUUGAGCUAAUUUUACUUUAUUGACUUUUAUAGAAACAUGUAUAGAUAAAUAAUUUAGCGCUUUCAAUGUCUGUAAAUGAAACACAACAAUGGAUAUUUUACCGAUAUUAACGUUAUUUUAUUCUUUCUAGUGAUUUAUAACAUUUAAUUUUCUCAUAACUUCUUUAUUAUCUUUUUUUCAAUGACUGAAUGACUUCAAUGAAUUUA